GAGCCGAAGGCGGAUGGCGGCUGCGGCGGCCCCUCAGCUUUGGCGGCAGAAGCACUGAAGUGGGGAGGUGGGUCGGGAGCGUCCGGCGGUGGGAGUAGAGCGGUGGUCGCUCCCAACAUGCACAGCCUGGCGACUGCUGCGCCUGUGCCUACUGCGCUGGCUCAAGUGGAUAGAGAAAAGAUCUAUCAGUGGAUCAACGAGCUGUCCAGUCCUGAAACAAGGGAAAAUGCUUUGCUGGAGCUAAGUAAGAAGCGAGAAUCUGUUCCUGACCUUGCUCCCAUGCUGUGGCAUUCAUUUGGUACUAUUGCAGCACUUUUACAGGAAAUUGUAAAUAUUUAUCCAUCUAUCAACCCACCCACCUUGACAGCACACCAGUCUAACAGAGUUUGCAAUGCUCUAGCAUUACUGCAAUGUGUGGCAUCACAUCCAGAAACCAGGUCAGCGUUUCUUGCAGCACACAUCCCACUUUUUUUGUAUCCCUUUUUGCACACUGUCAGCAAAACACGUCCCUUUGAAUAUCUUCGGCUAACCAGUCUUGGAGUUAUUGGGGCUCUGGUAAAAACAGAUGAGCAGGAAGUAAUCAACUUUUUACUGACAACAGAAAUUAUCCCUUUGUGUUUGCGCAUCAUGGAAUCUGGAAGUGAACUUUCUAAAACAGUUGCCACAUUCAUCCUCCAGAAGAUCCUCUUAGAUGACACUGGUUUAGCUUAUAUAUGUCAGACAUAUGAGCGUUUCUCCCAUGUUGCCAUGAUCUUGGGUAAGAUGGUCCUGCAACUAUCCAAAGAGCCUUCCGCCCGUCUGCUGAAGCACGUAGUGAGAUGUUAUCUGCGACUCUCAGACAAUCCCAGGGCACGUGAAGCACUCAGGCAGUGCCUCCCUGACCAGCUGAAGGACACAACCUUUGGCCAGGUGCUAAAAGAUGACACCACCACGAAACGCUGGCUUGGACAACUGGUGAAGAACCUGCAAGAGGGCCAGGUCACUGAUCCCCGGGGUAUCCCCCUGCCCCCUCAGUGAUCUUCCCCUGUCCCCUCCCAGUACUCCCACAGUUGGGGAAGGGAGAGGGAACCUUCGAGGAAAACAGCUCAGGUUUUAUUGCCGACUGGGAAUAGACAACCUCAAUGCUGAACUGCACUGGAGAGAGGGGGCGAGGUACCCCAACUGAGGUGUAUGAGCUGCCAUCUCAGGCCACCUUGAGGACCUGGGCUGCCUCUGCUACUCCCAGAAAGUGGGCUCCUUGACACAGCAGUCUGCCACCACAGCCCCAGGAGGGUGUCAACACCAGCAAAUGCUGUAUUCGCAGCAUGCCCAAGACGACCCUUCUCCCUCGCCUCUACCUAGCCACUGUCAGGGAGAGGAGACAGUGGUGAUUGCAGCAGCACUCUAGGCAUGGUGAACGCCUGGGACCAAGCCAUGUGGCGUGUUUUUUUUUUUUUUAUUUUGCCUUCCUGGAAGACUCAAGAUGUGUCUCUUCAUUCUCUCUCUCUCAGUAUUUGUUUACUUUGGUGUUUGUUUGUUUUUUUUAAAUCUUAGAGAGAGAUGUGUUUAGUGGACACAAGCUGUAAUACUCAGCAAAAUUUUGUCAAUUGGCACUGUUUACAAAUCUGUUAGCUGCAUAAGCUCAAUAAAAAGUUGGUCUGGGCAUUACAUCCCUUCCAGCAGGCCAAUAGCUGCAUGAACUGUUCGGGAGGAAUGGGAGGCAGGGGAAAGGGAUGAUGCCAAAGGACAGCAGGAACCCACCGCCUAUUUCCCUUCCCUUUCCCAGUCUUCUGCCCUCAGUUCUGGGUGCCAUGAGGACUUGAACCUUGUUUUUGGCUUCAGCUGCUAGCUUUUCCCCUUUUUCAUUUUCCUCCAAUUAAACUUAAAACAAACGUCUUAAUUCAUCAGGCUGUCCUGGAAGGGGAUUAUAUUGAGGGAGGAGAGACGGCGGUGGAUCUCACCUUCAAUUCAAAUUCUCAAAGAUAUUUUCUGGAAGACCUUUAAAAGGGAGGUGCCUGGGAUUAAGAUGAUAGGCUACUUGAUUCCCCCCACUUUAUUUUUUGUUUGUUUUCGUGUGAAUUUCUGCAGCUCCCUCUGUCUUCAUGAUUGUACUUGAAGCAGUAUUAGCUAAACUGAGUUAAUUUGGAUUUAAGAUAGAGGGUUGAGUCCACUAUCUUAGUCCACUCAGUUAUCUUUCUUCCUUUUUUUUUUUUUUGACACAUUCCCUUUUGGUCUAUGGGAAUUACAGGGUUACCACUAAAAUAUUUUUCACUGUUCACAGGUUGUUAGAGAAUCCCCCUUCUCUGGAGCUUUAGGUGACUACUCACAAUCCAGUGUGAACUGCCUUGCUUUCCCUCAGUCCUUCUUCCUGCCAACACCUGCUCUCUCUCAUCACCAACUCCAGUCAAAAAUGGGUUGUUAAUUCAACUCUAGAGAGAGACCACGUAUUUUCUGUUCACAUCUCACACAAUCGAAGGUAGCUCUGAACAGAUGUGGGGGGAGUGUCUACAAGGGGCAAGCUCAGAGAAAUCUUUGCAGAGGCAGUUUUGCCAACACAAGGGCUCUUUCAAGCCGACUUUCACAAUGGGAGCCGGCCUUGUUAGUUGGCUUCUGUCUCUUUGGAGCCAGGAAAGCUGUAAUUAAGCCUAGGUGUAGGAAGGGUAGGAUAAGUACUUACUCCCCUGCCUUCCAAACUGAAGAGGAGAACUAAGCCAGCUCUCAAUAAUCUCAAGCCUGAAGAGAAGAGGUCUUGGAGAAACAGAAAAAUUAUGGACUGGAUAGACAUCUCGACUCCCUUCAGCCCAUAGUUUGUAUCUGGAGAGUCCAGCUAGGGUAACCCUGAUUUUUGCCAACCACUUUUCCUGCUGAGCCAAAGUUUUCUCAUUCCCUCUCCUCUGGGGAAGCAGCUGAGGCCCAGGGCCUGACUCCUGGGAAAAUUUCUUUACUCUCCAUCCUUCGGUGCAUUGGCCACACUAUUGUGCCAAUAGUGUCUUAAUCCCUGUUCCAUCUAUUCUCAGCUGGCCUUGGACCCCACAGAGGAGUUGCAGGGGAGGGAUGGAAAUGUGCGUUACUCCUUGUAGUUGAUCCUGAUUAUCGUGUGUGUAUAAAUAGACCCUUCCCCUCAUUUUGUGUUUUUCAUCCCUUGCACUCCCUCAACAGGAUUGAAAUAAAACAUGCUUCUGUUUUUAUAAAAAUAAGUUUUUCUUUAAACUGGAGAUUUUAUUUC
Molecule: messenger RNA, 3205 nt
Organism: Pteronotus mesoamericanus
Lineage: Eukaryota; Metazoa; Chordata; Mammalia; Chiroptera; Mormoopidae
Gene: CNOT9
Product: CCR4-NOT transcription complex subunit 9
Exons: 8
Coding region: 118-1017 (299 amino acids)
Biological process (GO): mRNA catabolic process; negative regulation of translation
Cellular component (GO): CCR4-NOT core complex; CCR4-NOT complex; P-body
Source: RefSeq, a predicted model, not a curated record